AACAUUUAAAUAAAGUUGGCGCUUCAAAUGACGUCAUUGAACUGCGCCAAUAGGCCACUGAAGCCACAUGGGGGGGAGCAGAAAUUCGGAGUUUUGUUUUGGUUUUGCUUCCCUUCUAAACAAUGUGGAUUUCACUUAAUGUUGGGAGUCGUCGGGAGUAGAGAAACAAAGUAUUGCCUUUUCAGAUCAUGCCCCUAGAACUUGACCUUCCACCGGCAAAGAAGUUCAAGCCGGGAUCGCCUCUUUUUGCUUUGAAUAAAAAGCCUGGUAUGCUGCUUCCCAGGACUGGAAUUUCUUCGGUCCCCAUCGAGGUACAGCGUAAACAUCUUCCAAUCUAUCAAGCCAGAACGCACCUUAUAAACCGGCUAAGGCAGCUUCAGAACACGAUUCUCAUAGGAGAAACUGGCUCUGGGAAGACAACGCAGAUUCCCCAAUAUCUGUAUGAAGCUGGCAUUGGACGUCAGGGUAUUGUAGCCAUCACACAGCCCCGAAGGGUUGCAGCCAUCUCUUUAGCAGCCAGGGUAUCGGAAGAAAAAAAGAGUGAAUUGGGAAAACUGGUAGGAUACACCGUGCGUUUUGAAGAUGUUACUUCUGCUGAAACCAAGGUGAAGUUUAUGACAGAUGGCAUGCUGUUACGGGAAGCACUUGGGGACCGGCUUUUGCAAAGAUAUUCCAUAGUAAUUCUUGAUGAAGCUCAUGAGAGGACUCUUCACACGGAUGUUCUAUUUGGAGUGGUAAAAAAUGCACAGGAGAGGCGGAAGGACAAAUUUCCUUUAAAGGUGAUCAUUAUGUCAGCUACUAUGGAUGUAGACCUGUUUUCCCAGUACUUCAAUAACGCACCGGUUUUGUAUUUGGAAGGCAGGCAGCACUCCAUCCAGAUAUUUUAUACCAAGCAGACUCAGUCAGACUACCUCCAGGCAGCACUAAUAUCUGUGUUUCAGAUUCACCAGGAGGCUCCUUCUUCGCAUGACAUUUUAGUGUUUCUGACAGGGCAAGAAGAAAUUGAAGCCAUGGCCCGUACAUGCCGAGAUAUUGCUAAACACCUACCUGAUAGCUGUCCACAAAUGACUGUCGUCCCUCUCUAUGCUUCUCUUCCCUAUAUGCAGCAGAUGAAAGUUUUCCAAGUUGCUGCAAAGGGCUGUCGAAAAGUCAUCCUUUCAACAAACAUUGCAGAGACCUCCAUUACUAUUCCUGGGAUUAAAUUUGUCAUUGAUACUGGGAUGGUGAAGGCAAAGCGCUAUAAUCCAGACAGUGGGCUUGAAGUUUUGGCUGUGCAGAGGAUUUCUAAAGCACAGGCAUGGCAGCGUACUGGGAGGGCAGGCCGCGAAGACAGUGGAGUGUGUUAUCGUCUGUACACAGAGGAAGAAUUUGAGAAGUUCAACAGCAUGACAGUGCCAGAAAUACAGCGGUGCAAUCUGGCCAGUGUGAUAUUACAACUAUUGGCUCUGAGAGUUCCAAAUGUCCUUGCUUUUGACUUCAUUUCCAAACCAUCUCCAGAUUCUAUUCGAGCUGCCAUUGAGCAGUUGGAUUUGCUAGGUGCUGUAGAACAGAAGGACAAUCAGGUCAUACUAACUGCCUUGGGGAAGAAAAUGGCUUCUUUUCCUCUGGAACCAAAAUUUUCAAAGGCAAUUCUGUUAUCGCCUGAAUUUCACUGCACAGAGGAAGUCUUGACUAUUGUUUCACUAUUAUCUGUGGACAGUGUCCUCUACAACCCACCCAAUCGACGUGAUGAGGUACAUUCUGCCAGAAGAAAAUUCAUCUCAAGUGAAGGUGACCACAUGAGCCUUCUCAGUAUCUAUCGGGCCUUCAAAAAUGUGAAUGCAAAUAAGGAUUGGUGCAGGGAGAAUUUUGUGAACAGCAGAAACAUGGCUCUAGUGACAGAGAUACGUUCUCAGCUGAGGGACAUUUGCUUAAAGUUGGGAAUGACGCUGGAGUCCUCCCGCAUGGACACGGGAAAUGUCCGUCGCUGCCUGGCACACGGCCUUUUCAUGAAUGCAGCGGAGCUCCAGCCCGACGGUAGCUAUCUUGCUCUUGACUCCCAUCAGCCUGUUGCUAUUCACCCUUCUUCCGUGUUCUUCAACAGCAAACCCUCCUAUGUCAUAUACAAUGAGCUGCUUCACACCUCCAAAUGUUAUAUGAGGGACUUGUGUUUGGUAGAUGCAGAAUGGUUACACCAGGCAGCACCCGAAUACUUUAGAAGAAAACUGCGUGUGGUCAAAAGCUAGUUGUCCACCAGUUCACAACUUGUACUGAUAUUUGGAAACCAUUGUGAGUAAUGCUGCUGUUGCAGUAUGCCUUGUUUAUCAAGAGAAAAUUGGAUUUACUUUUUUAAAGUUUUAUGGAGACUAUUUGAAUAUAUUUUUUCUGUAAUUAGAAUGUUUCUUGAAUUUAUACAGAGUAACAGUUAUAACUAACAAUUGGUAAUAUUGAUUUAAAAAGGAGAUCAGUAUAAUGUAAAAGACUUUCUUUACUUUUUAAAAAAUGCUGUUUAAUUACGGUAAUUAAACAAUUAUUGUUUCUGCUGUUUUACUUGUUGAAAUGCAUAUGUCCAAAGGUAAUCAGCAGAAUCAAAAGAAGAACUGCUUAUUUAAUGUUUAUUUAGAUGAUUCAUAUGUACUUCUUUGUAAACUGAACAGCAAUAGAUUAAUGGCAUUAAGACUCUGUUCGUUGACCGUCUACAAUGUGCUUCAUGUACAAAAAGGAACACAAAUGUGGGUUAUGGGUAUAGCAAGCCUGAACAGAGUCCACUUGUCAUUUUGAUUUUUAUUUAUUUUUUGCCACAAUAUGCAUGUAUUGUUACCAUGCUUGUUUGUCAACACUGUAAAAUUUUAUCCAUACCAAUAAUUGCUCUACUUUUAUUACCCUCAAUUCACAGAGGACACUUCUCUAUCUAAUAAAUAAUACCCUUAGGUGGAGCAUGAUCAUUUAUAUUUCUUUAUUGAUUAUUCCUAUCCAUCCAUCCAUUCAUUUACUGAACUCAGCCUUUAAAAUCUCAAUUAGUGGGUAAAUGAAGCCCAUCCCUGCAGCACUGGGCACGAGAAAUGAGCCUUGAAUAAGGGUGGGUACAGGUCCUUUGUGGAAUAUGCUUGCUCACACUGAUCCAGUUUAGAGUCAUCAGUCAACUUAACACAUACACAUCCUUGGGAGGAACCUGGAGAAUAUACAGGGAGACGGUGCCAACUCUACACAAACCAUACUUUUAAAGGAUAAUUUAAGCAUUUUUCAUGGGAAAGUUACUUCACAAGCAUGCCUCAGAAAUGCAGAAGGCACUUUUGCUGCUUCAAGCUGGAAGGUAUUUAGUAAGUUUUAAAGGUUUUUGUGUUCAUAUUGGACUCUGAUGUUGUUUACUUCUAGUAUAAGACACAAGAGCAGGCUGGGUAUUUUUUUUAAAUAUAAUUGUAAAGAAAUAACUUGGACUUUAAAAACACCAAACUUAUCCUUUUCCAUGAUUUGAAGCACACUGAUAUCUCCCUGCUUUAUCUUACUGUAGUUUCUGUUAUCCACUGUCAUUUAGUAUGAAUUUUGUAUUAAACAUGGCUUGGCAUGGUAACAGACGUAAGCUAGAUAUCUGCAUUGAAUCAGUUUGUGUUUCUUCGUGUUCUUUGCAAUUUUUCUUGUGGCUUUUCAUUGUGUUAACAUUUUUUUUAUUCAAUGAUUAAAUUCCUUUAUUUUCUGCAGUAAGUACUGUAGAAUAUAAACUACACCUUGUAUGGUAAGACUAAUGCAAUUGUUCCUAAUGCACUAAUAUUUUUGUGUUAACGUUUUUUGCAUGUUGGUGCCUCCUUUUAUUUAGCUGCCUCUUUUAUUAAGAAUUUCAGGAAUUGUUUAUGUAUUCAAUGGUGGAUACAUCUGUGUAAGAUAAUGGUUUGAAAUAAACAAAUGAAUCAAUUAAUAUGA
Messenger RNA from Polypterus senegalus (gray bichir), 3897 nucleotides. RefSeq names its product DEAH (Asp-Glu-Ala-His) box polypeptide 33 (gene dhx33). Gene Ontology annotation, molecular function: ATP hydrolysis activity; RNA binding; ATP binding. The record is from RefSeq and is a predicted model, not a curated record. The transcript is spliced from 12 exons. NCBI's taxonomy places the organism in Eukaryota, Metazoa, Chordata, Cladistia, Polypteriformes, Polypteridae. Gene Ontology annotation, cellular component: intracellular anatomical structure; nucleolus. Gene Ontology annotation, biological process: positive regulation of transcription by RNA polymerase I. Bases 189 to 2225 code for a protein of 678 amino acids.